This is a messenger RNA of Pollicipes pollicipes, 592 nucleotides long. Its product is annotated as MDS1 and EVI1 complex locus protein EVI1-B-like. Gene Ontology annotation, biological process: regulation of transcription by RNA polymerase II. Lineage: Eukaryota; Metazoa; Arthropoda; Thecostraca; Pollicipedomorpha; Pollicipedidae. The record is from RefSeq and is a predicted model, not a curated record. The transcript has a single exon. The annotation marks the transcript as partial. Gene Ontology annotation, molecular function: RNA polymerase II cis-regulatory region sequence-specific DNA binding; DNA-binding transcription factor activity, RNA polymerase II-specific.
CCCGCCGCCCGAGCCGGCGCCGCCCGCGCAGGAGAAGCCGCCCGGCACGUUCCAGAUGAUGCGCGCGCAGAUCGAGCCCAUCAACGUGUCGCGCAGUCAGACACAGAGCACCAGCCGGCUCAAGGACAAGUACUGGUGCAAGUUCUGUGGCAAGAACUUCCCGCGCUCGGCCAACCUGACGCGCCACCUGCGCACGCACACGGGCGAGCAGCCGUACAAGUGCAAGUACUGUGAGCGCUCGUUUAGCAUCUCGUCCAACCUGCAGCGCCACAUCCGCAACAUCCACAACAAGGAGAAGCCGUUCCGGUGUCCGCUCUGCGACCGCUGCUUCGGCCAGCAGACCAACCUGGACCGGCACCUGCGCAAGCACGAGUCGGACGGGCCGACCAUCCUGGACGGCGAAACUCCGCGGCGGCCGUACACGGUGCGCCGCGGCUCGCCGGCCGCCUCAACUGGCGGCAGCCGCACCGACUCCGACUCUGACUCCGACUCGGACGAGAUCGACGUCGAAACGCCGGACAGUCCGGACGAGCCGCCGUCGCUGCAGAUCGACGAGUCGGCUGGUGCGUCGGAGCCGGCGAGCGGCGGCGGC